This is a messenger RNA of Condylura cristata (star-nosed mole), 1822 nucleotides long. RefSeq names its product tetratricopeptide repeat domain 5 (gene TTC5). Gene Ontology annotation, molecular function: protein binding. The transcript has 10 exons. The coding region runs from base 31 to 1353 and encodes 440 amino acids. Lineage: Eukaryota; Metazoa; Chordata; Mammalia; Eulipotyphla; Talpidae. The record is from RefSeq and is a predicted model, not a curated record.
UGGGGCGGAGAAGCCGAGAGUGGCUGGGAAAUGAUGGCUGAUGAAGAGGAGGAAGUCAAGCCGAUUUUGCAGAAAUUGCAGGAACUGGUGGAUCAACUCUACUCAUUUCGAGACUGCUAUUUCGAGACACAUAGUGUUGAGGAUGCUGGAAGGAAGCAACAGGAUGUGCGGGAGGAGAUGGAGAAGACCUUGCAGCAGAUGGAGAAAGUAGUAGGUUCUGUCCAGGGCAAGGCCCAGGUUCUGAUGCUCACUGGGAAGGCACUGAAUGUGACUCCUGACUAUAGCCCUAAGGCUGAGGAGCUUCUGUCGAAGGCAGUGAAACUGGAGCCUGAGCUAGUGGAAGCCUGGAACCAUCUGGGUGAAGUGUACUGGAAGAAAGGGGAUGUUGCUGCUGCCCACACUUGCUUCUCAGGAGCCCUCACCCAUUGCAAGAACAAAGUCUCCCUUCAAAACCUGUCAAUGGUGCUUCGCCAGCUGAGAACUGAUUCUGGAGAUGAACAUUCUCGCCACGUCAUGGACAGUGUCCAGCAAGCUAAACUGGCCGUGCAGAUGGAUAUCCAUGAUGGCCGUUCCUGGUAUAUUCUGGGGAAUGCAUACCUUUCUCUUUACUUCAAUACUGGCCAGAACCCAAAGAUCUCCCAGCAGGCCCUCAGUGCCUAUGCCCAAGCAGAGAAGGUAGACAGGACAGCUUCCAGUAAUCCUGACCUUCACCUGAACAGGGCAACGUUACAUAAAUAUGAAGAGAACUAUGGGGAAGCCCUGGAAGGCUUCUCUCGUGCUGCAGCACUGGAUCCUGCCUGGCCGGAGCCCCAACAACGAGAGCAACAACUCCUGGAAUUUCUGAAUAGAUUAACCAGCCUCCUGGACAGCAAGGGAAAGGUGAAGCCCAAGAAGCUGCAGAGCAUGCUGGGGAGUUUGCGCUCUGCACACCUAGGCCCUUGUGCUGAUGGCCGCUAUCAGUCAGCCUCUGGGCAGAAGGUGACCCUGGAGCUCAAGCCACUGAGCACGCUGCAGCCUGGUGUGAACAGUGGUGCUGUGGUCCUGGGGAAGGUGGUGUUCAGCCUUACCACAGAGGAGAAGGUUCCCUUUACAUUUGGCCUGGUAGAUUCAGAUGGACCUUGUUAUGCAGUGAUGGUGUAUAAUGUGGUACAGAGUUGGGGAGUGCUCAUUGGAGACUCUGUCGCCAUUCCUGAGCCCAGCCUCCGGCUUCACCGAAUUCAGCACAAGGGAAAGGAUUUUUCCUUUUCCAGUGUUCGUGUGGAGACGCCCCUCUUGCUGGUGGUGAAUGGGAAGCCCCAGGGCUCCAGCAGCCAGGCUGCAGCCACAGUGGCAUCGAGGCCGCAGUGUGAAUGACCUUCCCUGACUCGCAUGCUGAGGAGGCGUGGAGGCGAGGAGAUGAGCCCCGGGCACCCUGUGGCCGGACUGGCCACUCUCAUGACUCAGCUGGGAGGGGGAGAUGUUCUAGGUGAAGACAUCCUCCUCCUCUGGCCGCUAAGACAUGUUGUGUCCUGUCUCUCUCUCCUGUUACCAUGUUUCAGCUCUCUUCUGGGCCACAUGCUCCCCGGUAUAUCUCCUGCCUUUCAUUGCUCUCCUAUGUUUUAGGCAAAGAGCAUGGAAUUUGGCAAAGUGUUGGGAUCUUGCCAAGGGGCAGAGACCCCAAGGUUUCUGUUCUUGCCUCUUCAAUGAGCCUUGUGUAUAUAUCAUUUCAGUAUUUAUUACUAAAGUUGGGGGGAGCUUAAUUUUUUUAAUGGCCUUUUUUUAAUUUUAUUUUAAUCCUUCCCCAUUUGGGGGGCUGGAGGAGAAUAAAAUUGUUUGGAAAAAA